Molecule: messenger RNA, 996 nt
Organism: Cordyceps fumosorosea ARSEF 2679
Lineage: Eukaryota; Fungi; Ascomycota; Sordariomycetes; Hypocreales; Cordycipitaceae
Exons: 2
Coding region: 1-996 (331 amino acids)
Biological process (GO): ribosomal large subunit biogenesis
Cellular component (GO): preribosome, large subunit precursor
Source: RefSeq, a predicted model, not a curated record
AUGGAGAGCAAAGCCCCUUCCUUUUGCAGACUUUGCGACAUAUCCCUAGACAGCCCAAGCGUCUGGCGGCAGCACGCAAAGAGCGACUCGCAUGUCUAUAAGCUGCGAGUUAAGUUCGCCGAGCCCGGCACCGUCAUCACACCUCCUUCCUCAUCUCCUCGCAAACAAGGGAGCGCGGGAUCAAGUCGGCAUGCUGCAUCUGAUGAGGAGUCAGACGGAGACUCCGAUUCUGAGGACCUGAAGCCGGAUUCCGUCGCCGCGGCGCGGUUCGAUGCUCGCCAGUGCCUCUUCUGCAACACAGAAAGCACCAGCUUCCACGACAGCCUACAACACAUGUCCAAGAUGCACGGCUUCACAAUGGCUCACCAGGAGCAUCUUACCGUCGAUGCCGAGACCAUGGCCGCAUACCUUCAUCUCGUUAUUCACGGCUAUCAAGAGUGCAUCCAGUGUGGAUGCCGGCGGCGAACAGUCGAGGGCAUCCAGCACCAUAUGAUAGCCAAGGGACAUUGCCGGUUCGAUGUUUCUUCCGAAAUGGAAGACUUUUACGACAUGCCUUCUCAAAAAUACACGGCCGACGCAGAGUUGCUGCAUUUACCGUCUGGCAAAGUCCUGAGCAACGCUGGGAAGGACGGUAGACCGCUGGCGUCGCGCACACCUCGCGCCCUGGCAAGGCGACGACACAUGGCGUUGGCAAGAUUGGCCAAUGCAGAAUCCACAUGCCCGUGCACAGAUCCGCCAGAUGCAGAUGGCAUCGCGGACGCACAGCUGUCGUCGGACACUCAACUGUCGCGACCGCUCAAGGGAGACCAGCAGAGUCUGGCGCACCUCAGGGACUACCAGGUGCAGUCCUUGGUGGCCACCGGUGCCAGGGCGGUUGACGAGGCGAGGCGGGAGGCCAAGCAUUCAGAGCUCAAGCUCUCCAAGGCGGGGAAUGUGACGCUGAUGGGGACGUUUAGGGCAGAUACGUCGAAGCGGUUUCGGGGUCCUUGGGGUUGA